CCUAUCCUUACCAUUCACUACUGGCCAAAACACCAUCCACACAAGUACAACUUAUCCCUGAUUUUUUACCCACCAAAGGGACAACAACAAGUGGAGGUCAUGCUAUUGAUUUAGGAGAAGAAGACAGGAAGUUUCCUUAUGUCUACAUUCAAUGUAUUGUGUAUUUCUUCCCCCUUCCCCUGCCUAUAUAUAAUCAGGCCUUAUGGCCAUUGUAACACAUCUUUGAAUAUUGAAAACCAUUUACUCUUUGAGUAUUAUUAAAAUAGUGUGAUGCUAUUUUAGCCAAAUUCCUAAUUCUAUAUCUUAAGAGUGGUUAUCUUAAGUGUGAGUUUUAGGUUCUAGAUAUUUGAUUAAGUGUGUAAUAUCUUAAUUGAAUUCUAGAUUCAAACCCCAAGUUAGGAUAAGAGUGUGUAAUAUCUCCUAACACCAACUUGGUUUUAUCCAUCCGUGAUAUUUCUUCCAUUUCAUAUCCCUCCAUUUCUCCUUCUUAAUCCUAUUCUUUUUCUUCCAUAAAAUACCAAAAAAGAACUCCUAAAACACCCUCCAUACUUUCGCCCACUAUUUCCCUUCCAUUUUCCUCCGCACAUCCGCCACUAAAUUAUAAACUUGAUAAGACCCCCGGUUCACCCCUAACAUUUGGUAUCGGAGCUCAGCUUUGAGGCUUUCUUACGUCUCGACGAUAACCUUGAGGACCGGCUUCGCAAACGCUGCCCAAAAGAACGUUGCUGAAAUUUCUUCCCCAGAAACUUUCAGUUCCAUGGCGUUGAGCACGGAGGAUGCUACACAACGUAUUUGAAGGUGAAACUUUCCAGUUCAGUAGUUUAACCUUUUAUCUACGUCUGGCCGCUGAUUUCACUCAAUUCCGAGUUACGGUUUGAGAGAUACGCCCUCCCGAAGUUGAUAACACAGUCCUGGCCGGAUUCUGUCUACCUUGCUGAGUUUGUCUCCAAAGAGGUAGAAAACAUUUUUCAAUGGCUCUGAAAUUUUGAUAUGUCUUUAAAGACUUCAAUAUCUAACUCCGGGAGUUGGAAUUACAUCUUUCCAAUAUCUGGUUGUUGAGAUAUGGAUGUCCAAAGAUACCUCAAAAAUCUGGAGAUCAUCUACGCCAAUGAGGCUGUAUUGCAAGGGCCAACUCAACAGUGCUACAAGUGUUGUGGCUAUGGUCAUAUCUACUGGAUAUGCCCAAAUGAACAUGCCGUACCGUAUGAAGAAUGGGCCAAGAUUAAUGAAGAAGCUUCACGUGCAGAAGUUUUGAUUGAAGAAAUAAUUUGUGAAGAGGAAAAGAAAAGCUUCAACGACCAGCUUGUCAUUGUUGAAGACGUCUCUGAUUUUCAAGUCAAAGAUGAAAAUGACGUCUUCGUUGAAGAACCAGAUUCCGAGAAAUGCCUCUAAAACAGCCAGCCCAUCUCCCUCAUUUAACCCUUUCCCUGUCCAGAAUUAUUUCCCCCAAAACCCAAUCAAAUAAGUGAGAUACAUUCACCUAUCCUUACCAUUCACUACUGGCCAAAACACCAUCCACACAAGUACAACUUAUCCCUGAUUUUUUACCCACCAAAGGGACAACAACAAGUGGAGGUCAUGCUAUUGAUUUAGGAGAAGAAGACAGGAAGUUUCCUUAUGUCUACAUUCAAUGUAUUGUGUAUUUCUUCCCCCUUCCCCUGCCUAUAUAUAAUCAGGCCUUAUGGCCAUUGUAACACAUCUUUGAAUAUUGAAAACCAUUUACUCUUUGAGUAUUAUUAAAAUAGUGUGAUGCUAUUUUAGCCAAAUUCCUAAUUCUAUAUCUUAAGAGUGGUUAUCUUAAGUGUGAGUUUUAGGUUCUAGAUAUUUGAUUAAGUGUGUAAUAUCUUAAUUGAAUUCUAGAUUCAAACCCCAAGUUAGGAUAAGAGUGUGUAAUAUCUCCUAACACCAACUUGGUUUUAUCCAUCCGUGAUAUUUCUUCCAUUUCAUAUCCCUCCAUUUCUCCUUCUUAAUCCUAUUCUUUUUCUUCCAUAAAAUACCAAAAAAGAACUCCUAAAACACCCUCCAUACUUUCGCCCACUAUUUCCCUUCCAUUUUCCUCCGCACAUCCGCCACUAAAUUAUAAACUUGAUA
This is a messenger RNA of Cuscuta campestris, 2091 nucleotides long. The record is from the annotation of a GenBank genome assembly. NCBI's taxonomy places the organism in Eukaryota, Viridiplantae, Streptophyta, Magnoliopsida, Solanales, Convolvulaceae.